GAAACGUCAAAGCCAUCCAACAUGCUAUUAUUUUUUCCAAAUUAAAGGAUAUAUCUUGCCUUCUGCCUCUGUUUCUUAUCUCUAUAUGUAUAGAGGAUUUUGUCUCCAUAUAUAUGCCAAAUUAAGCAUAGAACACCAUAUUACAAGUGAUAUUUAAUAUUUCGUAUAAACUAGGAAACAUAUCUUAGGUUAUGGAUACCCUCAAGAAUCUCUUGCUCUCCCCUCUCCGUAGAUUCAUCCACAAAGAUUUUCACGAGGCCGUAGAUAGAAUGGCUCUCGUGGAUAAAUUUUUGUUUCUGAUUGUUCAUUUCAUUGAUAAACUGAAUCUGUGGCACCGACUACCGGUGUUUUUUGGGCUACUUUAUCUUGGAGCGCGGCGGCGUCUUCACCAGGAAUACAAUUUGAUCAACGUCGGUAGAACACCUACCGGCGUUCGAUCAAAUCCGGCCGAUUACCCUUAUCGAACUGCUGACGGAAAAUACAACGACCCGUUUAAUGAAGGUGCAGGCAGUGAAUUUUCCUUUUUUGGAAGGAAUAUGCUACCUGUUGAUCACCACAACAAGUUGAAGAAGCCAGAUCCAAUGGUGGUAGCAACAAAACUUCUAGCUAGGAAAAAUUUCGUGGACACAGGAAAACAAUUUAACAUGAUCGCUGCUUCUUGGAUACAGUUUAUGGUUCAUGACUGGAUCGAUCAUUUGGAAGAUACUCAACAGAUUGAGCUUCAUGCACCUAAAGAAGUUGCAAGUCAGUGUCCUCUCAAGUCCUUCAAGUUUAACAAAACCAAGGAAACUUCAACGAACUUUUAUGAAAUCAAAACUGGUCACUUGAACAGGCGUACCCCAUGGUGGGAUGGAAGCGUUAUAUAUGGGAGCAAUGCAGAGGUUUUAAAGAAAGUUAGAACAUUUAAAGAUGGGAAACUGAAGAUAUCAGAAAAUGAACUUAUCCAACAAGAUGAAAAUGGGAAUAUCAUCUCUGGUGAUGUUCGUAAUACUUGGGCAGGACUUUUGACAUUGCAGGCGCUCUUUGUUCAAGAGCACAACGCUGUUUGUGAUUCCUUGAAGAAAGAAUAUCCAGAAUUGAAGGAUGAGGACUUGUACCGUCAUGCACGGCUAGUAACUUCUGCUGUAAUUGCAAAAGUUCACACCAUAGAUUGGACUGUUGAGCUUCUCAAAACCGACACCAUGCUUGCAGGAAUGCGUGCCAAUUGGUAUGGAUUGCUAGGAAAGAAAUUCAAGGAUACAUUUGGGCAUGUUGGAGGUUCUAUUUUGAGUGGUUUUGUGGGAAUGAAGAAACCUGAGAAUUAUGGAGUGCCUUACUCCCUCACUGAGGAAUUUGUGUGUGUGUAUCGGAUGCAUCAACUUCUACCGGACAAGCUUCAGCUGAGGAAUAUAGAUGCAAAACCUGGACCAAACAAAUCUCUCCCUUUGACUAAUGAGAUUCCCAUGGAAGAUUUAAUUGGGGGUAAAGGAAAGGAGAAUUUAUCAAGAAUUGGUUUUACUAAGCAAAUGGUAUCAAUGGGUCACCAAGCUUGUGGAGCUCUUGAACUUUGGAAUUAUCCAGUGUGGAUGAGGGAUCUUGUUGCCCAAGACGUUGAUGGAAACGAUAGGCCAGAUCAUAUUGACCUUGCUGCCCUUGAAAUUUAUAGAGACAGAGAAAGAAGUGUUCCUAGGUACAAUGAAUUUCGCAGGAGGAUGUUGCAAAUUCCAAUUUCCAAAUGGGAAGAUUUGACGGAUGAUGUAGAAGCCAUUAAAAUAUUUCAUGAAGUAUAUGGAGAUGAUGUAGAAGAAUUAGACUUGUUGGUAGGACUCAUGGCGGAGAAAAAGAUAAAGGGUUUUGCCAUCUCAGAGACUGCCUUUAUCAUAUUUCUUCUCAUGGCGGCAAGGAGGCUAAAGGCAGACAGAUUUUUCACCAGCAACUACAAGGAGGAGACAUAUACAAAGAAAGGACUGGAAUGGGUGAAUACAACAGAAAGCUUGAAAGAUGUGUUAGAUCGACAUUACCCUGAAAUAACUGAGAAAUGGAUGAACUCCAGCAGCGCAUUCUCUGUUUGGGACUCUACUCCUGAACCUCAUAAUCCUAUUCCACUCUACUUUCGUAUUCCUCAACAUUAGAUUCCUCAUCCAUAUACUUAUCGAGUCAAUCACAUAUUGCGAUUUACAAUGUACACAUACAUAUAUAAUAUAUUAGAUUCCUAUUUUAUUUUGACAUGUUCUAUUCGCUGAGGCACGAACUAUUUCGGUUUAAUUUGUAAUAUGACUAUCCUAGUUUAAAAUUAAUGUUGUUCAUCUCAU
Messenger RNA from Nicotiana tabacum (common tobacco), 2291 nucleotides. Its product is annotated as alpha-dioxygenase PIOX-like. Gene Ontology annotation, molecular function: peroxidase activity; heme binding; oxidoreductase activity, acting on single donors with incorporation of molecular oxygen, incorporation of two atoms of oxygen. NCBI's taxonomy places the organism in Eukaryota, Viridiplantae, Streptophyta, Magnoliopsida, Solanales, Solanaceae. The record is from RefSeq and is a predicted model, not a curated record. Gene Ontology annotation, biological process: response to oxidative stress.